AUGGCAAUGAAGCUCGAUCUAAACAGCGGCGACGAGGCGCAGUUAAGGGAUGCUCACAUGUGUGGAGAACUCGGCUACGCCAGGUACUGCGAUGUCAAGGCACUCUCCGACAUCACCGUUCGCUAUGGCCAAGAGGGGGAGAGAGUAUUCUAUGGUCACCGCAUUAUGUUGUGUAGUGUAUCUCGUUGGUUCCAAGCUGCCUUCACCGUAAACCUCCAGGGAAAUGAACUGCAAGAGAUCACACUGGAAGACGAUGACACUGAUGCUGUCCAGCACAUGCUCUAUCACGCUUAUGGGUUGCCAUCCCCGUCGUUACCAACGGCUAGUGAAUGGCUGGACCAUUUACGGUAUAACCUCAAUCUUUACCAAGUGGCAGAAAAGUAUUCUGUCCCGUCGCUGGCAACUAUGUCAGUCGGAUGUUUCAAGCGACACUGGGACUCGUAUCUUGAUGACAUCGAUGUUGCAGGGGAAGAUGUUUAUCAUUCCUAUCAAGAUGUGGUUCAACGCGUAUACAUUGUCGCAAGGGCACAAGAUGGAGAGCACAGACGAGAUCAUCCACUGGUCAAGAUCCUACUAGACGGCACGAUUACGCAUCAGCGUAUAUCGAUCACAAAAGAUCACGAUAAGAUUCUUGAUCUUUUCACCAAGGCCGCCGAUGAUGUCGCUGAAUUUGGCCGAGACAUCUUCGUUCACAUGAUGAACUCAACGAAACCAAAGACGGAUACUACGGGAUGCAUUUCGAUUACCUGGACAAAUAAGUUCACGUGUCCGGAGUGUGAACAUGCAUGGAUAAGAACACACGAUCCCCAUGUUAGUGAGGUCGUCAGCGGCCAUUGCCCGGAAUGUGAUACGUAUUUUAGCGACUGGAAUACUCAAAGGGCUAGUUAAAGUCAGGUCAGGAUGCGGCUACAGGACAAAAGAGGGCAUUGGCGGAGAGAUGGAAAGCGAGCUGAACCAUGGGAAAAGGUCUUGCUGCAAUUGCAACUCUAGGACUUAGUGAUUGGUAUUGUGAUGUCGGCACCGUUUGAUAUGAUUGCGCAACCAGGUACAGGAGGCACCAUGAUAGAAGCGUGGUUACUACCAGACGAUAGAUAGAAACACGAAUCUGGC
This is a messenger RNA of Dothidotthia symphoricarpi CBS 119687, 1110 nucleotides long. RefSeq lists its product as uncharacterized. The record is from RefSeq and is a predicted model, not a curated record. Gene Ontology annotation, molecular function: protein binding. Lineage: Eukaryota; Fungi; Ascomycota; Dothideomycetes; Pleosporales; Dothidotthiaceae. The coding region runs from base 1 to 888 and encodes 295 amino acids. The transcript has 3 exons.